UUGCUUCUUUCCUCAUCCUCCUCCUCCUGAAAAAAUUAAAUCUCGCGCCGCCGCGACUUGAGUCUAUUGGGGGAAGAGGACGGGGCUUCUGGGACUUCUCCCUGGCUCUCUCUGGCGUCCUUGCCAUGCCAUCCCCCUAAAUUUUGGCGCACUAGGCCACUGCCUAGGUAGCCUAUAGGGUAGAGCCGACCCUGUGAGCUGUGCAUCCUGGGAAGUCUGAUGCAACAUGCACAGUAGGUGAAGUCAGCCAGCAGUGCAUCAUGGAUGAUAUUCUGAUGCAACAGGUACUGGGUAUGAAACCAGCCAGGUUUCAUUGGCGGCAUGACUGUCACAUGGCUUCCAAGAAGACCACCUAUAUAAGGGAGAAAGAAGCAAAAGCUACAGCUGGCUGCUAGCCCCAAGGAUACUGAGCCUGCCGUUCCCUCCACACUGAGCCUUUCCUCCAUCUAAGCCAGAGACAGCGAUAGCAGAGGAGUCAGGAGGCUGCUUUUCCCUUAUUUCAUGUGGGACUCAGAGGGGACAUAUGGCAUCUUGGCAAUGAUUGGAUGGCUUAUGAGAACAGUGAUGCGAGGCUCUGGCUCUUUGGUCGUGCUGGUCUUGCUGUCAAGUGACUGGCAUCUCCUCAGUCUAAAGCAGCCCAGAGGAACCAAAGCAUUGGAAAAUUGCCUCACCCACCUUCUACAAUAUGGGAAAGUGUGAUUUUAGAUUCCUGCCUAACAAGUAUUGCACAACAUUUCCUGCUUCAGCACAGAGUCUGGAAGAUUUUACUUCUAUUUUUAAAAGUAAUCCAGCUCUUCAGACUUUCUUGUGAACCAACACAUGCAUCUACUGGAAGGUAAAGAUGGAUUGCAUCCCACCAAGAGUCAAACUCAGUGAUGACACCUUUAUCUUCCUGGAUGGCAAGUGGGUGAACGAAACAUGUAUUCAAUCAGCAUUUCCUUCCUCAGCAGAAGCUCAAAAGAAACAUGUUAACAAGAAGAUGCAUAAUGACUGGACCCUCUGGGAAGAAAACAAAGCCCUCUGGGAAGAAAACAAGGCCCUUCGGGUGGAAAACAGGGCACUUCGGGAAGAGAAUAAGGCACUCCAGUACCUAAGGAUGGAGAACAAAGGCAUUCAGGUUAUCUAUGAUGAAAGUCUCCAACAAAUCCUCCAGCAGGAAAAUAAGCCUUUAGUAGCUCUUCCACUCAUAGAAGGACUCCAGAACAGUAAGGAAAACAAAGCCAUUCAACUUAUCCAAGGAGAGAAAAAAGCCCUUCAACUCUUUCUGGAAAAGAAUUUGCCACUGAAGGUCUUCUCUCAGGAGAGAAAACUCACCCCAGUCCUUAAGAAAGAAGACUCCCUAGACCAGGAAACUAAAAAGAAUAUAGUCCAGGAAGCCAAUAAUAAGCCUGCAUCAGCUGAUGCUGUGAGAAUUGUACAGGAAAUCCAAGAAGAGAACAGUGCCAUGACAGGAAAGGAAAGACAACAAACUUCCUUAUCAUUAUUAGAUGAGAAUGAAAUACUUGAAGCUGUGCAGAAACUGAACCAAACUGUACUGUUUCUCCUGAGAGAGAACCAUGUACUUAUGGAAGAAAAGCAGGCCCUUCAGACUGUUCAAGGAGGGAACAAAAUACUUUGGGAGGAGAACAAUACGCUUAAACUCCAACAAAAGGCCAUCAAAGGUGCUCUCAGUAAAAUUAUUGCUCAGAUGGGCUUGCUGCAAGAGGAGCUUAACUCCUUUGCUUUCAUGCAGGAGUCAGAGAAUACUGAAUGAAGAAGCCUGAUAAUUGCUGAAACCUGAAUAGUUACAGGGAGAUUGGGUAGGCUGCAUAGGCUAACUACUUUUAGGAAAUUAUCUCUCUCCUGUGGUGUAAGACCUAAUAAAGUUCUGUUGUUGA
This is a messenger RNA of Sceloporus undulatus (fence lizard), 1877 nucleotides long. RefSeq names its product chibby family member 2 (gene CBY2). NCBI's taxonomy places the organism in Eukaryota, Metazoa, Chordata, Lepidosauria, Squamata, Phrynosomatidae. The coding region runs from base 842 to 1753 and encodes 303 amino acids. The transcript has 7 exons. The record is from RefSeq and is a predicted model, not a curated record.